AUGGUAUGGUCAAAAAUUAUCUCGUCUUUGAACAACAUAAAGUUAACUUGGGGAGAAGACAGUCUUUACUUAAAUACUUUAUAUGGUGAAUGUCAAAGCAGAUUGGUGACAAGCGAAGCACGUGGUGCUGCAACAUCUGAAACAGCGAGAUUCUUUUGCCUUUGGAACCUUCCAGUUAUCAAUAUAGGAAUGGAGUAUGGAGUGAAAGCGACCUGUAUGACAAUGUGUCCAGAAUCUGAAAUUGAUUUUAGAUGUAAGAAUGGUUUGAUUCAUCCGUUGGAAAUGGCCAGUGGGACUUCGUUCCAAACUUGGAAAAGGUUUCCUGCAUCGAAAGCUGAUCCUGAGAAGAUGGUCAAGCAGUAUUCGAGGUAUACCUUAUCGAUUAGACAACUUAAAAUUGGUUGUUUGUUAAUUUUGCUCAAUUCUUUUAGCUAAAG
Messenger RNA from Enterobius vermicularis (human pinworm), 437 nucleotides. Lineage: Eukaryota; Metazoa; Nematoda; Chromadorea; Rhabditida; Oxyuridae. The record is from the annotation of a GenBank genome assembly.